This is a messenger RNA of Mya arenaria, 2464 nucleotides long. RefSeq lists its product as uncharacterized. Bases 280 to 1347 code for a protein of 355 amino acids. The record is from RefSeq and is a predicted model, not a curated record. The transcript has 12 exons. Lineage: Eukaryota; Metazoa; Mollusca; Bivalvia; Myida; Myidae.
CUUUAACACUCUACUUACGAUAUUGUUUAUAUAGGUUUUGGCUAAUGUACAUUCUUGCUCAAUUUAAACUCAACAAAUACCAGCAGUAGCACAAGUUUUGUGUUAGUUUAACAAAUACAUUGCAAAUACAAAGAAAAGAAGUGGCAAUAAAGAAAGUGUUCAUUUUUUAAAUAACGCAAACUUUAGUUUUCAGACAAACGGUGUGUGUUUCAACUAGAUAUUUCGGUAGGAUAUGAAGGUUUUGUCCGUUUAGAAUAGAUGUAAAGUGCACCAAACAUCAUGAGCCAUCGUCAACCGGAAAGAUACGAGCCCAAACCAGUGCGAGAGCCAUAUGUGGCUCCGAAGUUUGACUAUCAUACAGAUGGAAGGUUCCACAACAGUUACCCGUCUGUUCCCGUGCAGACCCCCAACACACGACAGCGGUAUGACAGCAGACAGUUAAACAGCAACUACUACUUUCAAGACAAGGAAGACCAGAGCCCACGAGCUUAUGACACCCACAAGGGUUACCUAGUGAUGAUGCGGGUGGCACCCCGUAGUCUGGCAGAAGUCGUGAAUGCUGUGCAGGGUAGUGUCAGCUCCAUAACCGCCUCUAACGGCUACUGCGUGGGAUUCGCAGAACCAUACAAGGAACACGGGCACCAGCACCCACACCAGCACCACACGAGGGAAGAUCUCGGAAAGGUGAAGGUGUUGCGACCCAGUUAUUCCUACCACAACGAUGCCUGGUGGGAUCCCAGAGACGACAGGCACCAGGCGAGGUACGCGGUGGUGGUGUUCUGGUUUAAAGACGCCUCCUCUGCAAGAAUGUGCUUUGAAAGUGUCGGUCGGUUUAAGCAGCCAGACUUUCCCGAUUCGAACCCGCUUCAAAUAGUGGCGAUUCCUCUAACGUAUGGAAGAAAUAGAGACGCGGCACCAUUUAGUCCCGAAAGCGAUCACCUGACCCUGUUCUGGACCGAGUUUCCGUCCAUUCACGAAGGAGAACUGUACGAUUUCAUGAAGCACUACUCUGAACCGGCAAAGAAACUUAUGCAGGAGUACGGAGGGAACCCUUACAUCGCCGUCUGCCAGUACGAGGCUGGUUGGGGUCCCGACCUCAACAAGUUCGGUUCCCCUGGUUACGCACGGUAUGAGGUGGAACAAAGACGGGUUGGUCGACCAAUCAAAAACGCCUGGCUCAAUCCGCGCACGAUCAUCGCCGUCAGCUCGUUUCCAGACAUGGAGGCGUUGGAUGCCUUCUACAACGACCCGCGGCAUAAAGACCUUCUAGGGGCCCUGGGGCAUUUUGCUGAGCCGGUCAUGAUCGGGGUAACCCUUGUCAGGAUCAGAGGAACCAGCCGGGUGUAGGCUUCCUGGGAUUAGUGCAGAUUUAUUAAGACUGUUUCAAUCAGUAUUUCUAUCAGUGAUAAGUCUUGUUCAUAUAACUACUUUGUUAAAAUCUUUUGAUACCACACCAUAUGAGAGAACUGGAUGUUUUACUUUCAGCACUUGAUGUAUCCAAUGUAAAGAGUGUGAAUUUGAGAUGCCUGUUGACCUAUUAUUACUUUGGCAUCAUUUAAAGGGUUUAUGAGGUUGAGGAUUUUGUAAAAACACACUGAAAAAUAAUAUUACAUACAAGAUGUUUAGGCCUUGAGAAACCCCAACAUGGGAUUUUUCACAGCGAGGUUAAGUUAAAAUACAGACCAAAAAUAUAAACGGCAAUUAUUUGAUUUAUGAUUAUUUUCUGUUCAUUCAGUUUAAAUAUAUAAAUCGGCAAGAAAAAAACUUUCAAAUUAUGACACAGUUUACAUGAGGUCGCUAGGAAUUAUCGUGUUUGCUUUUGGACUUUUGGACAAAUAUUGUGUUCGACAACAGAAAAAGGAUUUUGGAAAGUCAUUUGUAUAAAUGAAAUUGGAAGAGUUCGUGCAUAUACAAACAAUAAACGCUGUGUGUGUUUUAGUCGUCGAAACAGGAAAUUCAACGUUGUAAAACUACAGUGGAACCCCGUUGGCUCGAUCUCCAAGGGACAUGCAAACAUACCUCGAGCCUCGGGAAAUUCGAGCCAAGCGGAACUGAUCCUCUUCAGUAGAAUGAAAUCGGCCCUUUACAACCUGUUCGAGCCGACGAGGAUAUCGAGCCAACGAGGAAAUCGAGCCAAGCGAGUUCGAAACAACGGGGUUGAACUGUAUGCGUAAAUAUGCGUGUGUGUUUUUCUAUAUUUAUUUCAAGGUGUAUCAAUAUUGUAUGUGUGCAUUAUUUUCCAAUUUAGAUAUUAUUUUCAUGUCUAAUAACCAUAAUCAUUAUUGUGCAGUAAAUUAAUAAUGAUACUAGUACUUUAUCAACCGGUUUCAAUCCAAAAUACGCAGACCCCUCUUAACGUGUAAAAUAUUUCAAUUGGAAAUAUUAUUAAAAUUUGUAUCAUAGACAAAAAGUUGUAUGUGUAUGUUUGUUUAUACCAUAAUAUAAAUACAACUUAUUGGUUUUA